AUGGCAUCCCGACCUCUGAAGAUCAAGACUGGGGUAGUUGAACGUUUGAUCAAGGAAGAAGACUCGUACAAGAAGGAGUACGAUAACCAACUGAAAAGGAUUGAGAAAGUGAAGCAAGACACGCCCGAUGACGACUGGAAUAUUCGCAAACAGAAAGAAGUCCUGGAUGAGACAGUGAAGAUGAUUCCGGAUGUCAAGCAAAGGCUGUCGAAAGCGGUUGAAGAAUUGAACGACUUGGUGAACGCACACCAGACGGAAUUGGCGGGGACAGAUGAAUUAUCGAAAGCUCAACAAGUCUUAUCACUUGCUGCCUCUCGAAAGGCCGAACCCAUUCAAGCCAUCCCUUGA
Puccinia triticina is the source of this 348-nucleotide messenger RNA. RefSeq lists its product as uncharacterized. The record is from RefSeq and is a predicted model, not a curated record. Bases 1 to 348 code for a protein of 115 amino acids. The transcript has 4 exons. Gene Ontology annotation, molecular function: beta-tubulin binding. Gene Ontology annotation, biological process: tubulin complex assembly; post-chaperonin tubulin folding pathway. Gene Ontology annotation, cellular component: cytosol; microtubule cytoskeleton. Lineage: Eukaryota; Fungi; Basidiomycota; Pucciniomycetes; Pucciniales; Pucciniaceae.